Molecule: messenger RNA, 2256 nt
Organism: Eutrema salsugineum
Lineage: Eukaryota; Viridiplantae; Streptophyta; Magnoliopsida; Brassicales; Brassicaceae
Exons: 5
Coding region: 1-2256 (751 amino acids)
Source: RefSeq, a predicted model, not a curated record
AUGUCGAACCGCUCCGACGAUUCGUUGGAUUCACUUUAUCAUUACGAGCCGAGCCGCGUAGAUGCCGAGGCGAGAGGUACGACAAAAUCCCCCGAGGCGUCUGUUUCACCGAGCCCUUCCAAUCCUUCAUCUGACGAGGCGUCAAAUCAUGCAAAUCCGUCAGAUGUCGGCUCUCCGGAUGACGAGCCGUCGGUUUCGACAAGCCGUCCCCAGGAUCCCGUUCCUGAUGAAGACAUUAAUCGCGCCGCACUUAAAGCCGAGGAGGAGGAAUUUCCCUUUGACCUUUUCGAGGCGAAGCGUGAAUUGGAACGUCUCAUGGCGUCCCGAGGCGCUUCCACAUCUGGGCGAGGGCCACGAGUUAAGAGACAAAAACCUGACCCGCCUGGCUCUACGAUUUGCUCCCUUGAGUCGCUCGAGGCGUUGAGGCAUCGCUUCGGGAUAUCCGAGGCGGUGGAGUUUGUCGUUCCAGAGAAGAGCGACCGAGCCGACAAGCCUCCAGAGAAUCACUUCACUCUGUACGAGGUGUUCUUCGAGCUUUGCUUUCUCUGGUUCCCGAUCCCCGGAGUGAUCCUUAAAUAUCUCUGGAAACACGGGAUCUCGAUUGGGCAAAUCAUGCCGAGGGGAUUACGGAAAGCUCCGAAAGGAAAUAGAUUCUAUAUUUCCAACAAGGCGAAGCGACGGAUCAUAGGCGGUUUUCCCAGCAAGGACCAGUUUUGGACUGAACGCUUCUUCUACGACUUGGUGAACGAGGCGUCGGUCGGCGAGGAUUACGUUCAAAGAACCAAGACCGCUUGGGGACCACUUGUUCGGUGCUUUCUUCCCCCGAUUCCCGACGAUCUCUUUAUUGUUCGAGACUCUCUUUCGGCUCGGAAGGUCAAUUGGAGGAAGAAUUUCACCCUCGAGAGAGUAGAGAAAGCCCGAGCUAUCCUUGGCGGAGUCCCUGUCAGAAGAGGCGUGAAGAAGAGGCGGCCGCGAGACGAGCUGCCAAGGCGGCUCAAGCGCAGACCGAGGCGGUUCCAGCACAAACCAAGGCCAUCCCUCAACCCGACCCGCCGAGCCGCAGAAAGCAACACUGCCGAAGCGGUCGAGAGAGAUGCAGCGCCCGAGGUGGAACCAGGCGAAAUUAUUCCCGAGGUGUCCGGGGAUGAUUCGGCGGUGCGGAGCAAAACUCCUUCGGACUCCGCCAUUUUAGCCCUCCCGAAGUCGACGAGGCCCCCAACUUCAGUUGUUCAGAAACAUGACCCGAGCCGAAAACGUUCGACCGCUGAUAAGGGGAAGGGCGUUGCUGUUCAGAAGGAUGAGCCAUCCAAGAAGAGGCGGAAGCCGACGCCCAGGGACCCCGCCGCGCGCAAGUUGGUCGUCGACGACCCCGACGCCUCUGCCGUCAUGUUCUCGCGUGUAAAUAACGCGAACACGCGUCUUCCUCCUCCGGAGAAGCUGAGGAGGCCGAGGUCGUACGGCGCGAUUGCACAGCGCGGUACCAAGUUUGUCGCGGCCAUUAACGACCUGAUGGCCGAGUACGAGGCGGACCUGUCUAAGGUCGAACGUCGCUUGGACGAGGCCCGAAAUGAGACCGCGGCAUCAAGGGCAAAGCUGGAAGAGGCUCAGAACGAAGCCGCGGCGGCAAAGAGGAAACUUGACGAGGCGAUGUCCAGAGUGUCGAGGUUGGAAGAGGAGAAGAUAGUUCUCCGCGCAGACGUUGACAAAGUUUCCGCCUCGGUGAUUCGCCUGGAGGAAGCAAGGAGAGCCAAAAGCGCCGAGGUGGCGUUGCUUAAAAGGCGUAUUGAGGCCAAGGAUGCUCUGUUGGAAGCCAAGGUCAAACGUGCGAAGAAGGAGGCGAGGCGAGAGCUGACCGCUAAGUUUCAGGAGCGCCUCGCCAAAGUAGAGGAGGGUCUGGCCAAGCUCGAGAAAGCCAAAAACGACGAGAACGAUCUGGGGCAAAUCAAGGUCAACCUUGCGAUGAUUGCCGUCCUGAAGAAACCAGACGCCCCAACGCUCGAUGAUGAGGAGGCACAGCUAAAGAGCUGGGAGAGCGAAUAUGCCGACGACGACGCGUGUGAACGCAUCGCCUCCGAGAUUCGAGGCGAGCUGGUUUUCUCACCCGUAUCGCCGGACUCGGUCGACACCAGCCUUGGUAACGAGCCGCUCGAAGAGACAGCGGCCAACUUAGGCGUCGUAGAUCCGAACGGAUCGAACGCGGGUACGCCGGUCCUCUCGAACCUCCUUCCCGAGCGUGAAACGCGGUCCGUGGCCUGA